GUAGAGGAACUUUAUCUAACGUUAAAUUCUCGCGUGUUUUAAAAUUUCAUCGUUAAUCUCUCUCCCAUUCGUUUACCUUUGACAGUUCAUGAAGAAAAAUAGUUUUAGAAUAAAAUAUGUCGUGCGUUUAUAUAUUGAAGUGUUUUAUUUUACUGAUCAGUUUCCACGUACAUAAUGUAUUUUCAAUGGAACAAAAUUGCAAGAAUUUAAGUGCAACCAUCAUGGAAUGCAGUAAUCAUAUUCCAAAGGAUAUAGCGGAUACAGUGGAACAUGUGAAGCUAGUUGAUAUUAAUACAAAAGAUAUUUCUCUCAGCUAUAGCUCAUUUACAGGAAAAGGAUGGUAUUUAUUAAAACAAUUGGAAAUAUCGACAUUAGAUGCUCCAUUAGGAUGGAUAAUCCUUUAUAAUAACACGUUUAGCAGUUUGCUUUCCCUUCAGAUUCUUCACUUAUCUAUGCCGGGUCUGAAAAGUACUGAAAAGACAGCUUUUGUUGGACUGAUUAAUCUUACAGAACUGGUGAUUAAAGGAUGUAAAAGGCUUUCAUCCUUUUAUCUUUUGCAAAUGUUGAAAGACGAAAAUUCGAUGCCGAAUUUAAAUAUCUUAAAAAUUGACAGUCUUAAUAAGAUGGCGAAAGAUCCUUGGAAACUUACAAAUCUUGACAAAGAGUUCUUCAAAGCAUUAGCCGUAAGGAACAUUACAGAUUUCUCCGCUAGGAAUAUGUACAUAGGAAUAGUGGAUGUCGAAGCACUUAUUUUAGUAUGCGACACAUUAAAAACACUAGAUUUUUCUCAUUCAUCAUUCUAUCUUUUUGCUGCAACCCCCACACCUUGCAAUUCUCUAAGACAUCUUGUUCUUAACAGUAUACAGCCACAAAAUAAAUGGGACAACUUGAAUGUCGAAAACAUACACGGACGAGUAAAAUUGUACGAUAAAUUUUACUUCUUUAAAAACAUUGUAAAUCUGAAUUACGACAAUUUCUUUACAAAUGUGUCUAUAGUAAAGAAUACUUUUUUGCAUGUUCAAUGUCUGGAUGAAUUCAAUUUUAAAGAGAUAUCAGUACAAAACAACUUAUUUCGGAACCUCGACGUGGUUCUAAAAGCAGAUUUAUUGUUCAAAAAGUUAGAGAAACUUGAACUACAAGGCAAUACAUUAGAGUAUUUGAAUGGAGGAAUUUUCACAAGUAUGUCUUCCUUGAAAACGUUAAACAUGUCAAAUAAUAGGAUUGAUGUCAUGCAAAAAAUAAAUUCCUCGGAUUUUGAGAAUAUUCUUUAUCAUCUAAAGUCCUUGAAAAUAAUAGAUCUUUCUAAUAAUGGACUCACAUUUUUACCAAGUAAAACGUUCAAAAACAACCCUCAAUUGACUCUAUUAUAUUUGUCAAACAAUCGACUGGGACAAAUAACCCUAAGUUCAACAUUUUCCUUAUCAUUAGUUGAUCUACAAAGUAACGCAAUAACACACUUGGACCAAAAAAGCCGUCAGUGGUUUGACGAAAAAUUCCAGUACAACAAAACUUAUACAAAAUUCGUUGCAAAUUUGUACGGGAACCCGUUUCAGUGCAUAUGCAAAUAUGAAACAUUUUUACAAUGGAUAGUACAUACACCUCUCGUCGGAAACCCAUCACAAACUAUAACAUGUUCGGACCAUGAACAUGAUAAAAAAAUAACUGUUCAGUUUACUAAAAAUCUGAAUAAAGAAUGUCAAAGGGCAACAAGGCUUAGAAAUAUGGCAAUUGUUUCAUCCAUAACUAUAAUUACUGUUAUCGUAACAACUGUAAGCACGGUUGCAGUUUGCAAACAUCGAAGAAAGAAAUUAAGACAAAAACGAACAAGAGAAGAAAUUGUGGCUCAAAUUCAGGACAAUAAUUACCAUUUUCAGUAUCCUGUUUUUCUGUCAUAUAGCAACGAGGAUGUUGAUCUUGUCAUGGAACAUGUGUACCCAGAUCUCGUCGGUCACUUAAGACGUAUGUUUGAUACACCGAGAGACUUGGUUUGCACUGGCGACCGUAAUUUCCGGCCAGGGCGAACUAUUUUUGACGAAAUUGAUAAUUGUCUUAAUAUCAGCGCUAUUGCUAUUUGCGUCGUUUCACACCAGUUUUGUCAAAGCAAUUUUUGUAAAUAUGAAUUUGAACAAGCUUUUGCUUUGAAGAAACCCAUCAUGCUAAUUUUCAUAGAAGAAGUUGACGAACAGGACAUGUCACUUCUCAUUAAACAACAUUUCAAUAAUUACACGAGAAUAAGUUUACGUUUUCAUAAUGGUGAUGUUAUCAUUACACCGAAUUGGGAAAGAGUUUGUGAAUCUAUUCUUGAUUUCUUACCAAAGUAAAUCAAAUUAGCUAUCAAAUAUAUGAGACACAAUAGCAACAAAAUAAGACUAAUUAGAAGUUGUUUCAGUCUUGGAUUAUAUAUACAACAAAAUGUCAGAUUAAUGAACUUGA
Ruditapes philippinarum (Manila clam) is the source of this 2433-nucleotide messenger RNA. Its product is annotated as toll-like receptor 4. The transcript has a single exon. Gene Ontology annotation, cellular component: membrane. Gene Ontology annotation, molecular function: protein binding; transmembrane signaling receptor activity. The record is from RefSeq and is a predicted model, not a curated record. NCBI's taxonomy places the organism in Eukaryota, Metazoa, Mollusca, Bivalvia, Venerida, Veneridae. Gene Ontology annotation, biological process: immune response; toll-like receptor signaling pathway. Bases 117 to 2321 code for a protein of 734 amino acids.